AUGUCCUUUGAGUGCCAGCAGUACGGCAAGCGUUUUAGCCAAGCAGGACACCUAAGGACUCAUGAAACAGUCCACACUGGGGAAAAGCCUUUUGAAUGUAAACAGUGUGGCAAGUGUUUUAGUCAAGCAGGAAACCUAAGGAAUCAUGAAAGAGUUCACACUGGGGAAAAGCCUUUCGAAUGUAGAGAGUGUGGCAAGUGCUUUAGCGUAGCAGGACACUUAACUUGUCAUAAGAGAGUUCAUACUGGGGAGAAGCCUUUUGAAUGUAAACAGUGUGGCAAGUGUUUUAGUCAAGUAGGAAACCUAAGGCAUCAUGAAAGAGUUCACACUGGGUAAAAGCCUUACAAGUGUAAACAGUGUGGCAAGUGUUUUAGUUGAGCAGGAGACCUAACGAGUCAUGGAAGAGUUCACACUGGGGAAAAGCCUUAUGAAUGUAAACAGUGUGGCAAAUGUUUUAGUCAACCGGGAACCCUAAAGAUUCAUGGAAGACUUCACACUGGGGAAAAGCCUUAUGAGUGCAAACAGUGUGGCAAGUGUUUUAAUGAAGUAGGAAACCUAAGGAAACAUGAAAGACUUCACACUGGACAAAAGCCUUAUGAAUGUAAACAGUGUGGCAAAUGUUUUAGUCAAGCAAGAGGCCUAAAGAUUCAUGGAAGAGUUCAUACUGGGGAAAAGCCUUAUGAAUGUAAACAGUGUGGCAAAUGUUUUACUCAGACAGGGAGCCUAAAGAGUCAUGGAAGACUUCACACUGGGGAAAAGCCUUAUGAGUGCAAACAGUGUGGCAAGUGUUUUAAUGAAGUAGGACACCUAAGGGGUCAUGAAAGAGUUCACACUGGGGAAAAGCCUUAUGAAUGUAAACAGUGUGGCAAAUGUUUUAGUCACACAGGGAGCCUAAAGAUUCAUGGAAGACUUCACACUGGGGAAAAGCCUUAUGAGUGCAAACAGUGUGGCAAGUGUUUUAAUGAAGUAGGAAACCUAAGGUUUCAUGAAAGAGUUCACACUGGGGAAAAGCCUUACGAAUGUAAACAGUGUGGAAAGUGUUUUAGCAGAUCAUACCUACUAAGGCGUCAUGAAAGAGUUCACAGUGGGGAAAAGCCUUACAAAUGUAAGCAGUGUGGGAAGUGUUUUAGACUCGCAGGACGCCUAAGGAUUCAUGAAAGAGUUCACACUGGGAAAAAGCCUUACGAAUGUAAGCAGUGUGGCAAGUGUUUUAGUCAAGCAGGACACCUUACUGGACAUAAAAGAGUUCACACUGGGGAAAAGCCUUAUGAAUGUAAACAGUGUGGCAAGUGCUUUAGUGUGGCAGGAAACCUAAGGACUCAUGAAAGAGUUCACACUGGGGAAAAGCCUUUCGAAUGUAAACACUGUAGCAAGUGUUUUAGCCAACUAACUAACCUGAGGAACCAUGAAAGAAUCCACACUCUAUUAAAGGCGCGUAAAUUUUCCAAGAAGAACAAAAGUCUGUCUAAACGUUUGGAAUCAUGUAAACGGAGUAGAACAGGAGGAAAAAACGUUAACUUUAGGGCCACAGACUUUACAAACAACCUGCGAACAUACAGAGAGACUGGAAACAGUGGCGUAGUAGACCCACAGUCAGUCAUUAAUGAGAAACACAGCUGUUGGAUUUGUCAAGAGGAGAUGAGUAGUGAGGCUCUUCUUCUUCAACACUAUGAACAUCAUAUGACCUAUGUUUGUGAAGACGAUUCAUAA
Messenger RNA from Porites evermanni, 1710 nucleotides. The record is from the annotation of a GenBank genome assembly. NCBI's taxonomy places the organism in Eukaryota, Metazoa, Cnidaria, Anthozoa, Scleractinia, Poritidae.